Solea senegalensis (Senegalese sole) is the source of this 1510-nucleotide messenger RNA. It is a transcript of the gene gemin7, whose product is annotated as gem (nuclear organelle) associated protein 7. The coding region runs from base 269 to 655 and encodes 128 amino acids. The transcript is spliced from 3 exons. Lineage: Eukaryota; Metazoa; Chordata; Actinopteri; Pleuronectiformes; Soleidae. Gene Ontology annotation, biological process: spliceosomal snRNP assembly. The record is from RefSeq and is a predicted model, not a curated record. Gene Ontology annotation, cellular component: SMN-Sm protein complex.
GUGGACGCGACGACGUGGCUACAUGCUAAUGCUGCUAACUGGAGUCGGUAGAGGAGAGGAGCUGCAUUAGAGUCCAGGACGAAGCACAACACACAUCUUACGGUUGUUAUAAAGUGCAAUAAAAUCUGAGCAAUGGGUCAUUCAUCCUAAGGCCGUUUGUAACCAGAAGGGCCCCGGAUUCCAUCCUGGGACGGGCCAAUGGCUGGGGUGCCCCUGAGCAAGGCACCCAAUCCCCAUUGCUCCCCAGGUGUUGGUAGAAAAACUCAACAUGGCGGCACCAGUGUCUGUGCUGCGUCUGCCCAAAGGUCCAGACCCCAACAGCCGUGGGUUUGACCCCAAGUCACCCCGUUUCAUAGCUCUUUGUCGCACCUCCAUUUCCAUGUCUGCCGCCUCAGAGGCCGACCCAGAGGAGCAGCAGAGAGAGCAGCAUGCACGGACCACGCUGAGGGAAAGAUUCCUGCACUGUCUGCUUGCCAUGACCAACAAAAAGGUUCAGUUUCACAUGUAUGAGAAGGUGAAGGUGGAGGCCACGUUUGGAGCUUCUGACAUUGACAUGCUGCACUUUCAGGUGUCGGACUUGCACACGCCGAUUGGUGUACAGAAAGAGGCACUGAUCAGGUGUCAUGAUGUGAUUUCGUUAACGUUUGACGCAUGAAUACCCGAGGAUUUGUUACUUGUUACUUGCUUUUUUUGGUCACUGAGGAAUCACAUUUGUUGGGAUCUGUUUUCACACCAUGAGAUUGUAAAUCAAUCUUUUUUUUUUCUUUUUUAUUAAUUUGCUGCAGGGUGAGGCUGUAUAUUGUUUUGUUUUUUCCAGUCCUCUUUGAUCAAAAGAUCAUACUGAUGAAACUUGCGUCCAACAGUAACAGGAGCUCCCACUUUUCACCACAAGAGGGCGUCAUCCCUGUGUUUUAAGGCACAUUUCAAACCUGAUAGGCCUGUUAUUUUGUACUGGAAUUGAAUGAUGCACAGAUCAGUCAAAUAUUAGACAUUUUUUCAUAAAAUAGUGACAAAAUAUUAUAUUUAGCUGAAAAUGUCAUGUUUUUGUAAUAUGUUGCAAGAAAUGUUGUAUCCUAGUAUUGCAUCUGACAUUUGAGCAGGUAGGGGUGUUCUGUUUAUGGGGACCACAGCCAAGUCUCUUGAUUCUGUGUUUCAUUUUCUGAUGUUUACUUUCCCUGGUAAACUUUGACAUAUGAAACGUUGCACUUAAAAUAGUUUAAGAAAAUAAAAGUAUACCACUUUGUUUGCCACUACACUGUGUUUUCUAAUAACACCGAAAACAUGAGCAGCAAAGACUUUGAACUGUUGUAUAAAUUACACAACAAUAUUAUCAAACAAAUGUAUCAUAUUUUGUUGUAAUUUUUUAUAAUUUAAACACAAACUGUUUCCCCAGAUAGUUGUCAGAACUCUAAUAGACAUGUCAGUGAUACUAUGUCACUGUAUGACCAUCUAAUUACACUCAGAUAGGUUGACAUUUUGAUAAAUAAAUUGCAAGUUUAAGUAAAACAAA